CUGCAAAGCUAUUCAAUGCUAAUCAAGGUGACCAAUUGCAACAUUCACACUUGCCUCCAACAGACAAGAGUUCUUUCUCCCAGCCUGAACCUUCCACAGAUAUAUAAAUCCCUCUUGACUAGUUUCCAACAGACCUCACAACCUUGGAGGAUGCCUGCCAUAGAUGCAGGCGAAACAUCAGGAGAGAAUGCUUCUGGAAGGUGAAAAACUCACAGCGAACCCAGUGAUUCCGGCCAUGGAAGCCUUCUACAAGAUAUUAUUCUGAGCAUCUUUUUUUUUUUCCUUUUCUGGUGUCUUUUUUUCUGAGGCCCCCACAGACACAGUGACACCCAUCCCAUCCCUAAAACUCUCCCAGCCUGUUUGGUUUCUUUCCCUGUCUCUGGGCCUCCGGGUCUCUCUCUCUCUCUCUCUCCAAACCUGUCACUGAGAGAAGUCUUUUGUGUUGAAAACAAACAAAACGGGGGCAAGAAGAGAGACAGAGAGAGGUGUGGAGAGGAGAGGGAGCCCAGCUGGUUGGCUUGAUCGCCCUUCCUAAGCUUCCCGAUGAAAAGCCAGGGAGAUAAUUCUCGGUCCGGGGAUGCGGAGGGAAGGGAGGGGAAGGAGACCCGUUAGUUCACCCGAGCAGAGGGGAGAGGAGGGGCUUGCAGACCCCCCCUCCUCCCAAAGUGACCCAGGGAAAGGAAGAAAGACCCCGCAGGGAGGGGAAAACCCCAUUUGUCUUUAAUCUGAGCUUUGCUGUGAUGGAUCAACUCUCACUUUGAGCGGCUGGUUGUUUGUAUCCUUGCCUAUCCAACAGAACUAGGAGCAUCUCUUUCUCUUUUGCAUUCCUUUAUAAACCUUUGACCAGGCGCAUCAGCACUGAAAUUUCUUUGAACGCGAACAAUUCUGCACCUGCUAUGCCUGAGCCAAAGUCAGUAUGUGUUUCUGUGGAUGAAGUUGUCUCCACUGGCACAGACACACAGGAUGUCCAUUUACUCAGUGGUCAUUUUAAAAAGGUGGACAAUGCUUUGACGGAAGCCCAUCGCUUCUCCUACCUUCCACGGAGACCAGCUGUGAACAUUGAGUUCAAAGACCUUUCCUACUCUGUCCAGGAAGGACCUUGGUGGAAGAAAAAAGGUUUCAAGACACUGUUGAAAGGAAUUUCAGGAAAGUUCAGUAGUGGAGAACUUGUGGCAAUAAUGGGUCCAUCUGGGGCUGGAAAAUCCACACUUAUGAACCUUCUGGCAGGAUACAGAGAGACAGGGAUGAAAGGAGAGAUUCUCAUAAAUGGACAACCUCGUGACCUGCGUUCUUUCCGCAAAGUCUCCUGCUAUAUAAUGCAAGAUGAUAUGCUACUUCCACAUCUUACUGUCCAAGAAGCCAUGAUGGUAUCUGCUCAUCUCAAACUUCAAGAAAAAGAUGAAGGCAGGAGGGAAAUGGUGAAGGAGAUUUUGACAGCUCUGGGACUAAUGCCUUGUGCCAAUACUAGAACUGGAAGUCUUUCAGGUGGCCAGAGAAAGCGUCUUGCUAUUGCUUUGGAGCUGGUCAACAACCCGCCUGUUAUGUUUUUUGAUGAACCCACCAGUGGCCUGGACAGCGCUUCUUGCUUUCAAGUUGUGUCCCUGAUGAAGGCUUUAGCACAGGGUGGCCGCUCCAUCAUCUGCACCAUACACCAGCCCAGUGCCAAACUCUUUGAGCUCUUUGAUCAGCUCUAUGUUUUGAGCCAAGGGCAGUGCAUCUACCGUGGGAAGGUGUUAAAUCUUGUCCCCUACUUGAGAGAGUUGGGUUUAAAUUGUCCAACAUACCACAAUCCAGCAGAUUUUGUGAUGGAAGUAGCAUCUGGGGAGUAUGGAGACCAAAACAGUCGGCUUGUAAGAGCGGUGCAAGAGCGAAAAUGUGACGCAGACUAUAAGCGAGAUUCUGGAGCAGAAAGUGAACUUAACCCUUUCUUAUGGCACAGACCAUCUGAGGAGGAUUCUUCAUCUUCAGAGGGCUGUCAUAGCUUCUCAGCCAGCUGCCUUACACAGUUUUGCAUUCUAUUUAAAAGAACAUUUCUCACCAUAAUGAGAGAUUCAGUCCUUACACACCUACGGAUCACAUCUCACAUUGGAAUUGGACUUCUCAUAGGAUUGUUGUAUCUGGGGAUUGGAAAUGAAGCUAAGAAGGUCCUCAGCAAUUCUGGCUUCCUCUUCUUCUCCAUGCUGUUUCUUAUGUUUGCUGCUCUCAUGCCAACAGUCCUUACAUUUCCACUCGAGAUGGGUGUAUUUCUUAGAGAGCAUCUCAAUUACUGGUACAGUCUGAAGGCAUAUUACUUGGCUAAAACCAUGGCUGACGUCCCUUUUCAGGUUAUGUUCCCUGUAGCGUACUGCAGUAUUGUAUACUGGAUGACAGCACAGCCUUCCGAUGCAUUACGCUUUGUUCUGUUUGCAGCACUGGGGACAAUGACCUCACUUGUAGCUCAGUCGUUGGGACUUCUGAUUGGGGCAGCAUCCACCUCUCUCCAGGUGGCAACAUUUGUAGGUCCUGUCACAGCCAUCCCAGUUCUGCUCUUCUCAGGAUUCUUUGUGAGCUUUGAUACCAUCCCAGCAUACCUUCAAUGGAUGUCCUAUAUCUCUUAUGUCAGGUAUGGAUUUGAGGGUGUCAUUCUUUCCAUCUAUGGUUUGGAUCGAGAGGAUCUUCAUUGUGACAAGGAUGAUACUUGCCAUUUCCAAAAAUCAGAAGCCAUCCUCAAAGAACUGGAUGUUGAAAAUGCGAAACUUUAUUUGGAUUUUAUUGUGCUUGGAAUUUUCUUUAUCUCCUUACGCCUCAUUGCCUACUUUGUUCUCAGAUAUAAAAUUCGAGCAGAAAGGUAGAGGUACUGCAAAUGCAAUGACAUGCAGAUGUGACUGUUUUUAUUUGUCUGAUUGUGACAGACAAGUCUCCAGUGCCCAGGUGCAAAUGAUAUUGUGAUCUAGUUGCUAGAAAACCAUGUCAUGUUGGAUUAGCAGGUGCAUAGGUACAGUAACAAUUUUGUUGGAUUUGGUCAUAUUUGUGUUAUACUUUCUAGCUUUAUUUGAGAAGGAGAAUUGAAUGCGGUUUUACAUCUAAAUAAUACUGGUAUCAAUCACAGAAACUUUCUCUUAUGGAAACAGAUUCUUGUAAGAUUGCUGUUGUGCUAACAGCAAGGCAAAAAGCGACUAGACAUCUUUUGUCUACGUUCUACUGAUUUUGGAAAUGUGAUGGAAUGUAGGAUCAUCUCUUCCUGUCUCAUCUAGACAUCAUCUUUGAAAGUUUCCUGCAUUUCUGCAAGCUUUUCCCCACAAGAAAUACCAUAUGGAAACAGAAGCCUUCAGGUUCCUCAAGCUGUAAGAUUGUCUCUUUCAAGUGAAUGGAUAUAUUUGGAGCAUAGAAGUAAUAUGAUAUGUGUUGUUCCCCUUUACAUGCUGAGUUAUGGUGCUUUAUACUCAUGAGCUGGUCUCAUGCCCCUCAAAUUGUAAUAUUAGAAUGAAAGUGGAUGCUAUAAAAGAAUGUAGAGUUGCCAUUUCAGAAAUGACUUGAAGGCACACAAUAAAAACUAAGUGUAAGUGAUGUAUCUACAAGAUAGUCAAGAAUUCUGCCUUUCAAUCCAGAUUUUGUGUGGUUUUGGAAAUAUACUUUGUCUAUAUUAACUACCUCCCAUAAAUACAGAAACUGGGAAUCCCAGUGCUGAUUGUUUGAUAUAACCAAAACAAAGUAAAAUUGGAUCUCAAAGUCAAUUUGACUGUUUUAAACCAUUUUGAUAAUACAGAAAAUGGAAGGCAGUCUGUGAGCCGACCUUGUAGAAGGAUUGUAUCAUUGUAGAAAAUCUCAGUGAUUAAUAUACAGUCCUCCCAGUUUUAGCUAAGUUGCUAUAUCCCAUAAAUACCAGAUCCUAUUAUUUCUGUUUUGACCAGUUUUCUUAACAGACAUUUGUCUAAACAACAUUUACUACAUUACCAGCACAAUCCAGCAGAAAACAAUCUGGCCCAUUGAAAUGAAGGUACAUAAAUCUGCCUUUCUCUGUGCCAGAUUAUAAUGAAUUGGUCUAAAUCAUUUAAUAUUUUUGUAACACUGUGAAUAUCUUGUCUGCCAUUCAAGUGAAGGCACACUUUGUAAAACUGAUUCUAAAGGGAUGUAAUGUGACUGUAUCCUCAUUUCAGCAAAUCAAAAGAUAUUCCUGUAAUAAUUUUGUUUUACUGUUGCGGCUGUGCACAGUACUCUAGCUGAGAUAUUGAUCUGUAAAGCUAAUGUAAAAAAGAAGUAUAGCAUUCAGGGCCUGGAAGAAAUCCAAAAGUUAUGUUUAUCUCAAUUCAGUCCUUUCAAGAUGGGGCAGUAUGUUGGCUUCACUUCUGAUUCAGAUAGGGUUUCUUUCAGAUCAAGAGCAACUCUGACCUAGCUGCCUAUUCAUUGGAUCCAAUAUUUGAGUUUUAAAAAAUGGAGCACAGUGUGGGGGAUUCGCAGAAACCCUAUUUUGUGUUCCAUCUAACAAGAUGCAUCAUUAACAGCCAAUUGUUAGCCUCAAAUUGCUAAAGUUGAAUUGGAGGGAUUGUUUAAAAAAGAAAGAAAGCUAAAGUACUAAAGAUGAGUCACAUUCUCCUAGGGAUAAAAAAAUAUAUCUUAAUUCAACUUGAGUUGUUUUGUGAAACCCUUUAUACCAAUAGGGAUAAUUAAAUGUUACUUGCUUUGUAUGGGUCAAAGAAGUCAUUUGUGCCCCACUAACUAGGGGUUCGUACAGGCAUCCAGGAACCUUCAAGACCUUAUUUAUCCAAAAUGUAUGAAAAUCGGAUGUGAUAGUAUAUUCCUAGUGGCAGUGUAUUUUACGUGCAUUUUAAAUAACCAGUCUUUUUCUGAUCUAAUUGCGUUGGAUUUUCUCAAAUCUAUUCUUGUAAAUUAAAAAAAAGUUUUUUUUUAAAAAAAAAGUCCCAAUAAAUUAUGUCAAAGGCAGAACUCUUCAUAAUAAAAUUUAUUCUUUGUAAUUCAGUGAGUUGAUCAUCCAAAUUAUUGUAAUAGGAAUAGUGGGAUGCUUUCCAGCACCUCAGACUUUAAUAAAUGGACCAGAUUACUGAAGGAACUAGAAGAACAAUGGCAAAAGUGUUCUUUUUGCAUAGGCUGCAGCACAUUCUUUAUAUAUAAAAAAUUGCAUGGACUUUGGGGAUAGAUUAAUUCUGGAAUAAAUACAGAUUAGCUAAAUUUGGUCAGGAAUAUUAAAAUGGAAGACUCUUCGUAUCCAAUCCCAACUCCAAAUCUAGGUCUGGUGAAAAACAGAAUAGAUAUAUAGUUGUAUGUUGACAAAAGACCAAGCGAAAUAUAGGAACUCCUUGUGGGAUUUUGAACAGAAAACCAUAAAACAGACCUAGGAAUAGAAAGGAGAUUAGAAAAUAUUCAAAAAAUGACUUCUCUUGUGAAGGCUUCACAAGGAAAAUCCUGGGCUAAUCAGAAUCUACAUUGUUUAGGACAUAUUAUGUAAAAAAUCACACAUGCUUUUUUGUGCAAUGUGUCCUGCAGAGAAAUGUUGGGGUUUUUUGGGAGGAGGGCGGUAUAUAGGGUAAUUCCCAAACUGCAAAAUGUCCUCAAAAACAGCACAAUUUUCAAAGACUUACUUAUAUCAGGAAGAAUAUUAGUACAGGAGUUUCCUUCAAUAAUGAAAUAAAUAAUUACAUCCCUAAAUUGAAACCCAAAUCAUCUAUUUCCUAUUCAUGCCAUUCUUGCAAUUGAUGGGUUUGGAGCGGAAAGGGCAGGGCAGGGCAGUUCCAUUUGUUUACCUUCUCCAGAUUUUUAAACAGAUAUGAUGUCUUGGAAUAAAUAUCUCAAGAUUGAUCAAAGAUCCUAUCUUUCAUAUACAGUAUUGCCAUAAAGAGGCAAAGGGCUAAACCUACGUAGAACAAUUCAAUGUGAUAUAAGAGAUUAUGUUUGUUUGUUUUUUUGUUCAUGUCCAUUAAUUUUGAGAAUAAUUGACAUACAUGGAACUUCCCUGGUAGCAACUAAUUAAAGGAAGAUCACAACACAUUAUUCAACAGCUACAGCUGCUAAAUAUCCUUCAUUUCUAUCAUUAGGAUUAUGUGGAAUCCCAAGAAUGAAUGUAGAAGCUGGUCUUUUAAUAUGUGAUAUAUGUUGCUUAUGUUCAGAAAAUCUGUGGUCCCACAAGGAGAGAAAAUGCCAUGUCUAACCUUUCACUUGGAAUUUGAUGGUGUUAAGAGAGGCAAAAUAAAAUCAGCUAACUUUCCCCAUCCUCUUGACCUGUUUUAGGAAUGUAUCAGCUCAACUUAGAUUUAUUAUACAGUCACUUGUGCCUAUAUUUGCCUGUUUGUCAAUCAGCUUGGUACCAUUUCUUAUUUCAGUGGCAUAGCCUCAGGUAUUGUAAUCUUUAAUGUGUUUCAAAUCCUUAGUUCUGCAUCCAUACACAUUGCAGCAAUGCUUUCAGACUUGAGACCCUUUGAGGCUAUUGACAGAGCCUUGUCCCAAGACUCUGUUGUAGAAUUUUGCUGACAAUCUUGACAAAAAUACAUAUUAAUACUUCACUGUCCAUGUCAUUAACGUAAGUACAAGAGACUAUUACGUUUUAAUAGUAUUACCUUUCAUAAGUCUGUUAAUGAAAAAGUCAUUUAUUGGCUGCCUUUUGAGUCUGUGAGUAAGUAGAGAAAAUGGCAAAUUUAAGGAGGCGAGGAAGAAUAAGAAAGGGACUGUUUUUCUCCAGUGGCUUUAAUAUUACCUAGGAAAGGCAAUCUUCCAUGUUUCUUGUGACAUGCGUUGUUGUUGGAGGGAAACCAGCAAGGGUGAAUGUGUAAAGUGGAUGUGAAACUGUUUUAAAAUGAUACAGCAUAUCAUAGAAAUAGCAUAAUAUUUGUUGCUUCUACUGGAUGUUGCAUGUGUGUAGACUGUGUAUAUCAGGUAUGGGCAAACUUCGUCCCUCCAGGUGUUUUGGACUUCAGCUACCAGCUGUUAGGAAUUGUGGGAGUUGAAAUUCAAAACACCUGGUGGGCUGAAGUUUGCCCAUGCCUGGUGUAUAUUCAUUGCUGUUAUCUCCUUUAAAGCAUAUAUGCAUCACACUAACAGUGGUUUCUUCCAAUCAUUCCUUCUGAGUGGUGUUUUCAAAGAGAAAAAAAUGUUAUUUUAAUUAUGUAAAUGAAAUGGGAUCUUUUCAAGAUUUCACUGGAAUGGAGUAUGUAUGGGGCACAACAAUAUUAAGAGCGUCAGAGUAUUUUUUUUUUUUUUUAAUUAUCAAAUGUAGUGCAGAGGGAAAAUGCGUGCUUUUCUUAUAUAUUCUCUGCUGGAAAUGUUUUGUCAACUGUGUAACUUUAUUAAGUAAAACUGGAAUGUGUACAUUGCUUCUUCUUUGAGAACAACCAGGGAGCUAUUAGACAUCAGGGUCAAAUGGCACCUUUUAUUUUUCCCUCCAGAAACAAAGUGAAAAGAUCUAUAUAUCUAUUGAAGUGUGUAUGACCCUAGCCCACCAUAAUUAUUUUUCCGGCCUGCAGCUGUUAUUCUAGCAACCAUUAACAAGUGUCUAGAAAGAGAAGUCAGUCAUUAGUGUCCAGCUCACUGAUACAACAUUUUAAAAAGUUUUCUCCCAAAAUAUGGAUAAUAAUAAAUUAGAGCCUCUUAAAGUCAUUUAAUUCACCCAUGCCAAAAACUGGGAGCUAUCUGCCUGCCCAAAGCAAUGGUCCUUAUAUAAUUAUAAGACUGCCAUUAGGAUCAUUCUGAGCUUUCAUGGCCGGAAUCACUGGGUUGCUGUGAGUUUUCCGGGCUUAUGGCUAUGUUCCAGAAGGAUUAUCUCCUGACGUUUUGCCCACAUCUAUGGCAGGCAUCCUCAGAGGUUGUGAGGUCUGUUGGAAAUAAGGUUUAGCAUGUUUGGACUCCAGGCUUUAGAUUUAAACUGGCAACCAUGAUACUGUGUGUGCUUUAUGGAGCUUUUUCAUCAUUUAUUAUACAUAUCACCUUGAUACCGUAUGGCUGGUGGCUUUGAAAAUUAUCUAAUUCAUAUUGGAAUACAUUUAUUGGAAUAAAUCUGUUUGCAUAUGUGCUUCUACCCAAUCAGAAUAGUAAACAUUGAAAAAUCAUGUAGAAACUUCUAUAUGAAACUAUGGUUUGCAAUGCACUGAAGAGCUUUCUUUUAAGAUAUUUUUAUGUGUGACAAAUUCACAGUUAUUUUGGGCUCCCAUUCACGCAAUUUUCCGUUGGUGGUAGAAGUACCUGCCUAUGGUGAUAAUUGCUAAGGAAGGUGACCUCCCCGUUUUAUAACACUGGUGUGUGACAACUUUUUUAAAUAUAUAAUUCUGGCAUGUUAGAAACAUGUCUAAUAUUCAUACAAAACAGACUAUCAAAUGAAGCAGUUUUAGAAUCAUAGAGUUGGAAGAGACCUCACAGACCAUCCAGUCCAACCCCCUGCCAAGAAGCAGGAAAAUUACAGAUGGCCAUCCAGCCUCUACUUAAAAGCCUCCAAAGAAGGAGCCUCCACCACACAAUGGGGCAGAGAGUUCCACUGCUGAACAGCUCUCACAGUUGGGAAGUUGUUCCUAAUGUUCAGGUGGAAUCUCCUUUCCUGUAGUUUGAAGCCAUUGUUUUGACCCAUUACUUUGCUAUUCCUUUGUAAUCAGAAGGAGUUUAAUUUUUAAAUCCAAAUUUUACCUUGUACAGUUUUCCAAACAUAUCCACAUGAAUUUUGUUCAUAGCGAAAAGGAUGAUGUCAGGACAUAAUCUUGUAGGAAAUAACAGGCAGCAUCCUGCCUUGGGGAGACAGAUAUGUGGUACAGAUUUCCAAUAAAUCUGGUGCAACUUUCCCCAAGCCACUUUUUCAGCAUGAAAGCCCUCCCAAAACAGAUAUUUCCAUGUCAUCAGAGAGGGAUGGUAGAAGGAGGAAUAUGUCCAUCAAUUUUCCUUUUGCUGGUCACAUUGUGACACGCAUCAUUGUGAACUUUUUGGAAGUCCUUGGGUGGUCCAUGAGAAUGAAGUUAUUGCUGUGUGUUCAGCUAGAGACUGAUUAGGUAGUUUUAGUUGUUACAUACUUGGAGCAUAAUUUCCCUGCAAUAAAUGACAAAAUAGACAGUAACUCAGUGAUAGGAUGCCAGCAGAGAUUGCCAUAUGGAGAUGAUCCCAUGGCACUUGAAAUUGAUAAAUGAGAGAGAUUUCUUGCAGUUGAGAUGGAAACAAUUUGACAUGUAAGAUUAGUAAUGAGUAAGCAGGCAGUUCCUAUCAAUUUAUCCCCCUAAUAGCACCACAAGGUAGCAAAAUUAAGAAUGUGUGAUUUAGAUGCCCAGGAGAUAUAUGUUUUUCAUACACUGAAUCCUAAUCUUUGCAAAAUGCAUUUGUUGAAAACAUUGUCAUCAUGAUAUGUGACUCUAGAUGCUAUCUUGUGCCCAUUUACUGGUAAAUAAGGUCAAUUUUCUCAGGGGAAUUACUUCUGAGUAAACAUACCUCUUGCAAUGGAGUCUGCUGAAAGCAUAUUUUCUCUUUUUAAAAAUCCCUUCUCUAUAAUACCCUUCUAGUAGCUGACAGUCAUUUCAAAUCCCUUUCUUCCUCAGGUUUUUCUGUAAUUUUAAUAAUUUUAAUAAUAAUAUCUCCCCUUGCCCCAAUGAUUUUAUUCUUGUAGCAUUGAAGAGACAUUUGAAAUAAUUAUUUCAGCAAACUUCUUUUCUCUUGUACUUUCUUUCCUUAGGAAACAAUCUUCGGUAUGUGAAUUGUUGUGUGGCAGUAUUGCUGACAGGGUUUUAUUACAAAAAGACUGGUUUGAAAUCAUUUGUGCAAUACUGGCUCUCAGUUUUGGUGAGCUGGUGUCCUUAAAUCUUAUUUAGUUAGAGACAAUGUUUGUGUGUAUGUGGUUUUUAAAAAACCUUUUAAACAAAAAGCAAGAGUCAAUGCAAGCAAUCUGUCAAAAACUCAGCGUGCUAUAUACUGUAUAUAUCAGCUAGCUCCUCUCUCUUGGAUGUGUAAUGCGCACAGCAUUACUUUGGAGUCUGUUGGUUUGCUUUUGUAGAGACUACUGCUACUUGCACGCUGUGGUACAUUUGCACUGUUGUAGAUACAUGUAAACAUUAUCAUUUUUUUCAGCUGGUUUGAUGUAUUUUAUUUGUAGUUCAAAUGUUACAACUGAUUGAACUACACCUACCUGAUUCAUGUACUUAAUGAAAGGUUUGUUAGAAUGUUGGACAUUCUAACCCAGCAUUUUAAAUGAACUAACACUGAUGGCUUUGUAUAUUUCUGUAUAGUUUGAUUCCUAUAGGAUAUUUGUAUGUGUAUUAUUUUCCAGAUUAGUGCUUUGUUUUCUGAAAAUGGAGAACAUUUAUGACAAUGUAAGAAUGAAAUAAUAAAAUAAAGGAUUGCUAUUUUCAGAUUA
Messenger RNA from Anolis carolinensis (green anole), 10306 nucleotides. RefSeq names its product ATP binding cassette subfamily G member 1 (gene abcg1). Gene Ontology annotation, molecular function: ATP hydrolysis activity; ABC-type sterol transporter activity; ATP binding. The transcript is spliced from 15 exons. Gene Ontology annotation, cellular component: membrane. The coding region runs from base 897 to 2831 and encodes 644 amino acids. NCBI's taxonomy places the organism in Eukaryota, Metazoa, Chordata, Lepidosauria, Squamata, Anolidae. Gene Ontology annotation, biological process: cholesterol efflux; cholesterol homeostasis; transmembrane transport. The record is from RefSeq and is a predicted model, not a curated record.